Cajanus cajan (pigeon pea) is the source of this 1056-nucleotide messenger RNA. RefSeq names its product small ribosomal subunit protein uS3x. Gene Ontology annotation, cellular component: nucleus; cytosolic small ribosomal subunit. Gene Ontology annotation, molecular function: RNA binding; structural constituent of ribosome. The record is from RefSeq and is a predicted model, not a curated record. Gene Ontology annotation, biological process: translation. Lineage: Eukaryota; Viridiplantae; Streptophyta; Magnoliopsida; Fabales; Fabaceae.
UUAUCUGCGCCCAAACCUACUUCUCCAGAAUUAGGGUUUGCAGUCACAACCUUUGUUUCACUCACUCUCUGCGUUUAGAUCAGAAUCAGAUCGAGUUUCGUACCCACUAACAACCAUGGCCACUCAGAUGAGUAAGAAGAGAAAGUUUGUUGCGGAUGGAGUGUUCUUCGCUGAACUGAACGAGGUUCUGACGCGUGAGUUGGCGGAGGACGGUUACUCCGGCGUGGAGGUUAGGGUUACCCCUAUGCGUACCGAGAUCAUCAUCAGAGCCACCAGAACCCAAGCCGUUCUUGGUGAGAAGGGAAGGAGAAUUAGGGAACUAACCUCGGUGGUGCAGAAGAGGUUCAAGUUUCCCGAGAACAGUGUUGAGCUUUAUGCUGAAAAGGUCAACAACAGAGGUCUUUGUGCUAUUGCUCAGGCUGAAUCUCUUCGCUACAAGCUCCUUGGUGGCCUUGCUGUUCGUAGGGCCUGCUAUGGUGUUUUAAGAUUUGUGAUGGAAAGUGGGGCCAAGGGAUGCGAGGUCAUUGUUAGUGGAAAGUUGAGAGCUCAGAGAGCAAAGUCUAUGAAAUUCAAGGAUGGGUACAUGAUUUCUUCUGGACAGCCAGUCAAGGAUUACAUUGACUCUGCAGUUAGACAUGUGCUCCUAAGACAGGGUGUUCUUGGUAUCAAGGUGAAGAUCAUGCUUGACUGGGAUCCUAAAGGGAAACAGGGUCCUAAAACUCCUCUUCCUGAUCUUGUCACAAUUCACACUCCAAAGGAGGAGGAAGAAUACAACCGACCUGCUACUGCUGUUUUAGCAACUGAUAUCGAGGUCCCUGUUGCUUGAAAAUGUUCUAAUAGCUGUCUAGUAGAAAUUCAUAGCACCCGAGUACCUAGUAUGCAGUGUUUCUUGGCAAAGACCCAGUCGGAUUUUUGUAGUUUCUGAUCUUUUCAAGAAUUUUUAAACUCCAGUACAAGGAUUCAAGCAUAAAUUAUUUUUAUAUUUACCCCUUGUUUCUGUAGUUCGAAUUCUGUUUGUGGUUCGUGACAUUGGUGCGUAUGUGUUAUUUUCCUCCA